AACAACACAAAUCUCAUCGUGACCCUAAUGGCUCGUAACACGAAAUCUCUGUGGGAGCGCGCGCUUCAUUAAAAUCGUUAGCGCAGUAAAAAACGCGUUCAUUAAAGGGAGCGCGCGGCCGCCAGGGGGCGAUGAACAGAGUCGGUGUCGUUUGUGAGGACGCAGCUGAAGCUGCAGAGCAAAACAAAGAUGGAAGAAGAAGUGACGGAGUGAUGGAUCUGCUGAGAGGCGCUCUGACGCUGCUGUCUGCCGCCCUCAUCAUCCUCACCUUCCCCUUCACUGCCUGGAUGUGUGCCAAGGUGGUUCUGGAGUAUGAGAGAGCGGUCAUCUUCAGACUGGGACGCAUCGUUAAAGGACGACCCAAAGGACCGGGUCUGUUCUGGUUCAUUCCCUGGUUGGACAACAUUCAGAUCGUUGACCUACGAACAGUGUCCUUUAAUGUCCAACAACAGGAGGUGCUGACAGCGGACGGCGUCUCGUUACAGGUGGACGCCGUCAUGUUUUACCGGGUGGUGGAUCCGUCUCUGUGGGUGACGCGUGUGCAGGACGGCGACGAGGCCAUGCACACGCUCGCCCAGACCACUCUGAGGGCGGCGCUCGGAGCGCACACGCUGACGGAAGUGCUGGCACAGCGGAGAUACAUUUUACAGAGGAUGAGGGUGGCGCUGUACACCACCACCAGAGUGUGGGGCGUUCAGGUGCAGAGGGUGGAGCUGAAGGACAUGAGGCUGCCUGUGAGUCAACGCUGUCUGUCUGCUGAGGCUGAGGCUGUGAGGACGUCCAGAGCCAAGUUGAUCGCAGCUGAAGGGGAAGUGAAGGCGUCUCACGCUUUAUCAGACGCGGCAUCAGGGUUGUCCCCCGUGGCUUUCCACCUCAGAUACCUGCAGUCUCUGUCCUCGGUGUCUAGCAGCUCGUCCAUCGUGGUCUUCACUCUGCCCACUGAGCUCCUGCAGGCCUUCUCUCAUCAGUCCUAAAAACACACAUGUGUGCGCGCACACACGCACUGAGCUGAAAAACCAAAGAAACACUUACAUUAACACGAGCUGCUUAUGUGUAUCUGCUUUUAAGUAGACGGCUGACAAAUUGCUUUAACUAUCUGUAUUCUGUCAAAAUAACUACAUUUGUGAUUGUAUGUAAAUAUACUUCAUAUUUUACUCUC
This is a messenger RNA of Solea senegalensis (Senegalese sole), 1159 nucleotides long. RefSeq lists its product as uncharacterized. Gene Ontology annotation, cellular component: plasma membrane. The record is from RefSeq and is a predicted model, not a curated record. NCBI's taxonomy places the organism in Eukaryota, Metazoa, Chordata, Actinopteri, Pleuronectiformes, Soleidae.